CAGGCUCCCGAGACCAACCCAGAGAUCCUCAUGGGUGAAAGCCCCAGGGAAGAUGCGCUUGUGUCCUCCCCAAACCGAGGAAAGCCCCGAGCGCUCGUUUUCCAAGGGCCGCUGGAGUCGAGAAGGGUGGAGCCCCUGGCUCUGGUGCCGGGCAGCGAUUCUAAGCUGGGGGCACCGCGCGGCGUUGGCACUGGAAUUAAAAUGUCAUCAUGGGUCAAAGUUACCAGGGGUCAAGUUCAAAAGCCUGUUGUGGAUAAAAGGCGUAGACCCGGAUGGAGUCCACACCUUCUGGAUAUGAAUCCUUACAAACCAUACCAGAAGAGUGUUUAUUCUCCUCCAGAUGGUUAUUCAAAGGACUUUGAAGAUCUUAAUAGUUUUGAAGAACUACUUGGGCAACAGUAUGAUUAUUCAGCAGGGAAUGAAGAUCACUAUGAGCGAUAUCAGUAUUCCCAAAAAGAUGACGACUACACCAGGGAUGAUCGUAGGGAGAAGCUAUACCUGCAGUUUUACCAACAGAUACAGAAAGAAUAUGAUAAAAAUAGACCUGCUGACUGUGUCAUUGUUGCCAUCAGCAAGGAACAAACGGAAUAUUCAACAGCCAUAGGCCAUCGGUUGCAGGAUCAUGGCCUUGUGGUGGAAAUGAUAUACCUUACAUCUGAGUUGGGUCUCACACGCGCACUCCAAGAAGUUAAAAAUGAUGGUUCCCCAUUUUGUAUUCUUGUUGAACAGUCAAAUGUAGCACUUUCCUCUUGCACCGCAAUCAUGCUUCAUGAGUCUAUCAAAAUACACCGUAAUAUGCCCAUGGAGGAUGCAUUGGCUCUGGUAGCUAAAGCAUUUGGGAAAAUUUUUGCUGAGCGCGAGCAGCAGGAGCGUACCGAGAUUUCACACAAAGCAGCUGAUCUGGCGGAUGACUACCUAGAACGGGAGCUCUAUGAGAGUUACAGUGUGCCUCUGGGCAUUAGACAUCUUCUCUUUCUGUUAAGUGAGGGAAAAUAUUUAUAUCGGGAGGAGUUGAACUCAAUAAGUGACUACCUGAAGACCAGGAAAGAUGAGCUUGAAGGCCUUGUUGAACAAACUAAUCCUUCCACUGAAGUUGAUGACACGCUGUAUCAAGCAAAUGUGAGGCCAAGUACAAGCACUGCCACCCAUACCUUAAGUAAACCUCCUCCUCUUCUUCCAACACCAAGCAGGAAUGCUCUGUUAGGCCUCUCACCCCUUCCUCAGGUUAAACCUGCAUUGUUGGGUGAUAGGCCACCUGGGGGUCUUCUUCCAACACCAGGGAUGUCAGGCACAAAGAGUAAACCUCCACCUCUUCUAGCAGGACCUCCUAAAAGACCUGGUCUCCUAGGAUACUCACCCCAUCAGCCUUCAAAACGACCACUGCUUGGGGAGAAACCAGGCCUUCUGCCAACACCAGCUGUUCAUGUUAAACCAGUGCAGCAUCAACGGGUAGUUAAACCAAAGCCUUUGCUUAACUAAGAAGACAUCACAGAUGCCGUGUUUAAUAAUGGAAUACACCAAACCGGAUGGUGACAAUCCUGUUCCAAGACAGCAGAGAGCAUGAUAAACUUGUAAUGCUAGUGUCUGCACACUCAGACCAACUUAAAUGCAUUUCAUUUUCUGUUGCGCACAUUCCCAUGAAAACUCUUUUUAAAAUUUGAAGAAGUUCUGUUAAAAACAAAAAAAUGUUUGUGGAAGGUCAGUAUUGCAGAUUCAUAAUUUGUAAGGUUGUUUUCUUUCGUGACUAUUUAAAUAUCUAUCUGUUUUACUAAACUCAUCACUGAUUGCUUGUGGUAAAAUUUCACCUGACUCUUCUGUCUAAUCAUUUUAUAUGUAGGUACAGUUGGACUUAAUUUGGUACUCGUUCUGGGCAAGGCUGAACAAAACUUCUUUUUCUUGUUAAAAACAAAGUCUGUGGGGUGGUGGGAUCUGCUGUGCAUUUACAUUCAAAGUGUUCUCUACUCUCUCUGCAGCUUUCUUAACAAAGGUGAAGACACUCUGAACAUACCUCAACUCCAUAUUGGAAGUGUCUUUUGCUUAGCUGACUUCUAAUAGUUUUGAAAUAUUUUUUAAAUGAGAUCAUGUAUUUAAUACUGUAUUAUGCUACAAAUACUUUACCUUUUCCUUCUCUUGGAAAGUCUCAAUUUCUAUUUAUAAUUUGAGGUAAAGGAGGACAAGAGAUAGAAGCCUUAAGAAAAUGUGCUAAGUAUACUCAUAAAUUUAUUUUAGGUAAAUGAUGUUGAAGUCUACUUUAAUUUUUGUUGUUCCAUGCAAGCCAAUAGUGUACUAGAUCCAAUUUAAUUUGGAGCUAUAAAAUUACACUUUUAUAAAUAUUAAAUUUGGACACCCAUUCUACUGUGUAGUUUUAAUUAACACAUGAAAAAUAGAUGAUUUUCAUGUGCCAGCAACCAAGGCUAACUAAUAACACACUGGUAAAGUUCAAAAAGUUCUAGGGAUACUGUAUUUAGUCUGAAUUUGUGGAUUUCCAUUUCCUUUCCCCUGUGUGCAUGAAUCCUACACAGGAAAAACUGUUAAAUUGACUGCACAGAGAGUCCUUAGUACUACUCACUAUAACUAAAAUUUUACUUUUUUAAAUCUGUUGUUAUCAUAAGUUAUCACUUUGUACAGUAAUAGAUAAAAUGCUUUUUUAGACAGGAGUGUGACAUUAAAUUGGUCAGAAUAAGAGCCCAGGAAAACAUGGAUUGGAAAAAAAUAUAUAGCUUUUCUGGCAAUAUUCAACAUAUCUUCAGAAAUGACUUCAGCCCAUUUAAUUCCUACUGAUGUAUUUAUUUUGUUGCUAACUGAGGAUCCACAACAUUAAUAAAAUUGUCCUCUCAACACCCAUGUAGUAUUAGGAUAUUACACAGAUGAGGCUCUAAGGUACAAAGUAAACAACUUCCCCGUGGUCACCUGUAAAGUCUUGUUAGAAUUAGUAAUUGAACCAAAUCCCCUUGAUCGCCCAGAUAGUGUAUUUUAAUAACAAGAUCAUUCUUUCUUAAAGGAUUAAAAGUGGGUAGUCUAUAUUCAUUAAGACUCUGAUCUUACUCCUGUGAAAACCAAUGGAAGUGAGACUGUAAAAGAUGUGUAUUUGUAUUGAGAGAGACACCUCAAUGGAAAAAUCUUAAUAGAAGCAAGAUACUGUAGUUCUUACCUGAGUGGAGUUUGUUGAGGUAGUACCCUGCUUUGCCUCCAACAGGCUAUUACGCUGAAAGAGUAAGUUACAUUGAAAUAUCAGGUUUGCUAUUGCAAUGUAAACCCAGAGGAUUUUUUCAGUGAAAGAGCUUUAGUGGGUGAAGCUGAGCUGCUGCUCUAACAGACUCAACACAUUAAAGUAGUUUGGAUCCUUGCUUCCUUUACAUUGCUAGUGCAGGCUCUUAAACUGUUUUAAACUCAAUUACGCAAGAAGAAAAGUGGUUGCUUCUGCCCUUAAUGGAUAUCUGGCAAUUGCAAUGGUAAAAUACUACUUAUUUUUAAAUGAAUUAAAUCAAGGCAGAACUUUUUUAUUAAAAGAUCAUUAACAAACAUUUACUGUAAUGCAAACUGUAUUAAGACAAAGGCUAAAAGUAAAUCAGGUUAAGCUGAAACAUUUUGUAAAGCAUUUCUAAGAUCUUAAUAGGUGUAUAUUACCCAGGACUCUCAUUUUAAAACAGUUGGAACUGUUUCCCUUCAGGAAAGUAGGGUCUAAUAGCUGAAGAACAAGGCAAGAAGAUAGAUCAGCCUUCUUUUCCUAAUAUCCCCCCAGUAGAUGGUAUAGUAAGGCUUCAGUGAGGAUUUUGAAAGUUUUGGAGAUUCUUAAAUAGGAUGCUUUGCUCAUCUGUGGUGCCUAAUGUACCUGCCAAAGUUAAUGCAGGCCAUCUUCCCCAAACACCGAAGCAGUGCAGGAAAAUUUGUUAUUCUAGGUAUAUGUGUAAAUUGAACCAAACCUGGACUGCACUUUUGAAAGAGAAAUUAAUUUCCAGUUGUUUUAUUGUAAUGCUAACUUGUAAGUCAGCAAGUAGCUUUUUAGAGGCUUUUAAAAACCUUUGCUUUAUGUUGCUUUUAAAAACCUUUUAAAAUCCUGUAUGCUGGUACAGGAUCCACAUAGCUUCCAUUCUGGGUUUUUUUAAAGCGCUAAUUAUUUUGGUAACAGCAAUUGUUUUAAUUUCGCUGGAAAAGCUUUUAAGUUGACCAGUAUUCUUUGUCCUUUACUUUCAAACUUUAACAUAGUUGAGAAUAAAUUAUAACAGGCCCAUUGCCAGUUAUCAGAGACUCCUCUGGUUAUAUUGUAUAAAUUGGAUAUUAAUUGUUAAAUGUAUUCUGUUCAGCUUUCCAUUCUAGUGACAUCCUAGAUGCAGUUUAUUUUUCUGAACAGUCACUAUAAACUGGACUUGGGAGCAGAAAAAAAGUCAGGUGAGAUUUUAACCAGAAAUUUAAUUUAGUGCUAGAGGAAAAGUGAAAGUAACUUUCACAUGAAUUUCAAGCUAAUAUGGACAUUGUGUUUGCAUUUAUUUGAACACUUUUCAUGCCAUCACUUUUAACGCCAUCACUUUUCACACCAUCACCAUCAUUUGACUUCAGUGUUCCUGAGCUGCCCUAGGGACUCUUGAAUUUGUGUUCCGUCAUCUCACAAAACUGCAUUUUGCUUCCUACUCGUCUUAAUUUUUAGCUGAAUUUGCUUUUCUAGUACAUCUGAAUUAUAAUUGCUUCUCAAGUACAUGCCCACAUCAGGUUGAUCUAUUCACUUCUCAGCUUGGCUACUGAAGUAAGGCAGAAGUCCUGUGGGUGAAGCCAAGUUUUCUUCCUAGUUCAGAGUUCUAGCAAAUAACACUAACUUUAGGGAACAGAUGUUAAUUUUUUUAUUUGCUUGACUUCAUUUAAUAUUAGAGAAGGUGCUACAGAUAUUUUUGACAUUGACUGACUUUUUUGCUUGUUUUACAAAAAAAGAUGUCCCUUUGGGAUGAAGGAUCUCGUUUUUCCCCUUUUGCAGUUAACCUAAUACAGCAUUAGAUUGUGAUGAAUUCAGAACUGUUCUAAUGUUUGAAUAGCAGCUCCCGUGAGAAAUUGUGGGGACGGAGAGUGAGAACCAUGGCCUCUGCCCAAAAUAAAUGGAAGAGGGGCUGCCUACUGAGCUCCUUUGAAAGAUGGUAGAAGUUGCAAAGAAAACUACCAGGGUGAGAGCAAACCCAUCAUCCCUUCCAGUCUCACUAAGGCUAUGGUCACACAAACAAGUUACUAAUGGGCAGAAAAGGUAGGGCUUUUACCAUGUGUCAGCUGCUCUGUGGUAACUGCCCGUGUGCAUCUCCCUGCUCUGUGGCAGAUGAGACAUAACACACGGAAGAUUAGCUAUCCUAUAGAGCAGUGAUUCUCAUUCAGCAUGCUGUUGCACACUGGCAUGCCAUGGGAUACUUUUAAGGGUCCUGUGGGGUGCUGCACAGUAUUAGCACUGUUAGGUGUGCAAUACCUACACAUGAUUUACAGAAUAAACCCAUAAGAUUCCAAAUAGAAAUCCAUAGUGUCAAAAACAUUCUGACCUAUUGUGGUCUUUCUGAGUUCUUUGCAACAGAGGAAUUGCUUUGUUACUUUUUUUAAGUUGAGAAUCACGUGAAAGCUAAGAGCUGGCAUUUUUCAAGGAGUACUUAGUCUAAUGAGGUUGAGAACCUCUGUUAUACAGGAGUCUAGACCUUAUACUAGGACAGGAGUGGUACAGAGACUUGAGAUGCUGAGAUUUCCUUGCAGUAACAGAUCAAAGAGUUUGUAGGAGUUUAGAGAGAACCCAACAGGGUGAAUGAGGAAGCAGGUCACUUCCUGCCCUGCCCUCAACUCUUUGUUUAUUAAUAGGCAGCUGGUUGUCUGCAGGUGAAAGGUAUACAGCAAACAUCAGUAUUUUAAGAGGAAAAAUCAGGAGGAUUUUGGCAUAAUCCCAAAGGGAAGUGGUUCAGACUUAGAAAACUUGGAGGUAAGGUUAAAUUGGGCUCUGGGAAUGAAUUAGGCACUGUAACAGCCCCUCUAAGUGAUACCAUGUAAGAACAAUGCAAUUAUAGAUUCAUAGAUAUAGGGUCUUGAAGGGACCUUGCAGAUCUUCUAGUCUGACCCCCUGCCCUGGGCAGGAGAGAAAACUGGGCUCAAAUGACCCCAGCCAGGUAAUUGUCAAGCCUCCUCUUAAAAACCCCCAAGGUAGGAGCCAGCACCACUUCCUUAGGAAGUUGGUUCCAUAUCCUAGCUGCCCUGACUGAAGUAGUGCCUUCUAAUGUCUAGUCUGAACCUACUCUCUAACAACUUAUGGCCAUUCCUUGUUACUCUGGGAGGCACUCGGGGGGGAACAAGGUCUCUCCCAUUCCCCACUGUUCCCCCCUAGUAAGUUUAUAGACAGCCACCAGGUCCCCUCUCAGCCUUCUCUUGUGACGGCUAAACAGGUCCCGUAGCCUCUCCUCGUAAGGUCUGCCCUACUGUCCCCAGAUCACACGAGUGGCCCUCCUUUGGACCCUCUCAAUGCUGUCCACAUCCCUCCUGAAGUGCGGCACCCAGAACUGGACGCAGUACUCCAACCAGUGUCACAUAGAGAGGGAGGAUCAUCUCCUUGGCCCUUCUUGAGAUGCAUCUGUGGAUGCACGACAAGGUACCGCUAGCCCUGCUGAUCGUGUCCUCACAUUGGCAGCCCAUGUUCAUCUUGGAAUCGAUAAUGACUCCAAGAUCUCUUUCUGCCUCUGUGCUUUUGAGAAGAGAGUUCCCUAGCCUAUAGAUAUGCUGCUGGUUCUUACUGCCCAAGUGCAGCACCCUGCACUUGUCGGUAUUGAAUCCCAUCCUAUUCUCAUUUGCCCACCCCUGCAACCUGUACAUUAUGAUUAAUGUAUGAUUGUGUUUGCAGCCCUGACUUAGAUUAAACUUAAUUCCAAUUUUUUUUAAGUUCAGUUUUUGUAUAUUUUUCUCCUCAUGGUGUCACUAUUGGUUGCAGUUUUAAAACUGUGACAGUCUUGGCAGUAGGGGGCUUUACAUGGAUGAAAACCAACCUGUGUGGAUUGUUUCUGGAGAUGAGGGAGGAGGAGGGUUCUUUAAGUGGGUCAGUGUGGUUGAGUGGGAAUGUAGGAGGUCAGGUGGCUGCCAGGGAUGUAGAUGGGAGGAAGGAAAGGCCUCCAAAGAGGGAUAUCUUGUCUUGUGACAUGUGGUCUGUGCAUUGAGCUGAAAUGGGCAGUGCAGUUCUACUGUGCCUUAAGGGAGGACUGCAGGGGAAGCUGUUUAGAUGCAGACAUGGCACUCUGGCCCAGAUCCUCAAAGGUGUUUUGUAAAUAUGUUUUAGUAUCCAGAACUUAGGGACUAGUCUCCUGUGUCUUUUUGCCUAGAAGGGCUCUUUAUGAGCCUGCAAUUGGUUGUCAGGGUCAGUUUAUGAAAGAACAAUAGCAUGGAUAAGAGUGGAUGUUUGGGAGGGUCCCAGCUUACAGAGGUUUGAAAAUCAUUUACAAUAAAGAGUACAUAAAAGAGCUUAUUUGUCUAAUGCUUGUGCUCCAACCUCCAGGGUAUGUGUUUCAAAACAAAGCUAAACAAAACCCUGGCGUUCACACAGGCUCCUGUUUGGAUGUGCCACAGCCCACCCCUGCUUCUACAUCCCUGUGCAUAGGAAUACUAGUCUUUUACACAUUUCCAGACCUUUGCAGUCCUGUAAUGGUAUUUGACACCAUGGACCACAACUCUAUAUAUUAAUAUGUAGGGAAGCCAUACUUGGUAAAAUGGCCUCUGUGAUAAAUGUGUUUGUAGUCUCAGUAACUGUAAACUACAAUAAACUGGUUUCAGUUAACAGAGUUACGGUAUGAAUGUGUUAAGUGUAACCUAAAGGUGAGGAAAAUGGGUUUGUUCCCAUUUUCUGCUUCUUUGUAGCAUAAAAAUUAUAAACCUGAUAUUUCUUAAUGUAAGCAGCAUUGCAUUUGUGUUAUGUUAGUGGAGGAAAACCUCCAAGAAUACACACAGCCCUCCCCCCAGUCAAAUGAGUUGUAUGAAUCACAAAAAAGAAAGAAAAAGGGGGGCUACUUUCCCUUCUUUCUAUUAAAGUCAUAUUUAAAGCUGUUUGAAUGGGAAGCAUGAGUAAACAAGUUAAGAGUUUGUUUCCUUUCAUCAUGCCUGUUAUGGCAAUAAACAAGUCUCUGAACUUUUGUGAGACACAUGUAUGUUGAAAAAUAUAUUUAUAGUUUAGUGUUUUGUUUUACUUCUUACAAGAAAGUGACAGUAUUUGCUUUCACUUAUUAAUGCAUGAGGAGACUUUUGUAAAUAAGCCUAUUAAUGUUUUAAAUACAUUUUUGUUAAAUAUUUUACUAAUUCUGCCUUCUUCCUCAAAUUGUUUUUGUGCAGCCAUCUAUCGUGGCUAAUCAACUAUGGGAUAAGUGCACAAAAUAUAUUUUUUAAUUUUGACAUGGUUAAAAAACAGUAAUUAAAACUGAGCUCUUUCAAAGAUUAAAAAAAAACAAAAACUGCAUGGGUAAUGAGCAGGAAAUACUUUGACAUGUUGUUAUAAGUUAAUUAUGUUGUAUGGUGCUUGAUUUCCUUGGGUUGUAGACUAAAUUAAAUGGUGUGAGCCCGAAGUCCUUAUGCUUUCUUUUGUACUCAUUCGUGUAUUGUAAACUUCCUGACAAUGUUUGUAAAAGUAAAUAUUUUAUUGUGUAUUUUU
Molecule: messenger RNA, 8632 nt
Organism: Alligator mississippiensis (American alligator)
Lineage: Eukaryota; Metazoa; Chordata; Crocodylia; Alligatoridae
Product: nuclear receptor coactivator 5
Exons: 11
Coding region: 31-1479 (482 amino acids)
Source: RefSeq, a predicted model, not a curated record